CGAGAUUGUGGAGGUAGGGUUCUUGGGAGCGAUCGUGGAGCGCGACCAGCGAAUGCAGGCGCUUGGCAUCGGCUAGCACGCGGCAUUUCCUCAGCGAGAAGAAGGAGCGAUCCUUGUCCUCUUCGAGCUCCUCCUCCUGUUCUUCGAUCCGGCGCUUCUCCUUGGCGAAGGAUCGCAGCUUCUGGAUACCAAUCGAGCUGGAAGGGAGUGAUAGCAAUGGCGGAAGGGCUUAGAGUGAGAGCCAAGAGGAAGGCAUCGUAUUUCGAGGACUCCUCGGACGAGGACGACUAUGAGGAUUCCAGGGAAAUGGAGCUGGAUGGGGCCGGCGAGGACAGCGAUCUGGAGGAGGCGGUGUCGAGCAAGAGCGAAGAUUUUUGCACCAUUUGCAAAAGUGGUGGCAAGGUUUUGUGCUGCGAUGCUUGCACUGCGGUGUAUCAUCUCCAGUGCUUGGAUCCACCAAUGAAGUCUGUUCCAAAAGGGAGCUGGAGAUGCCCUAAAUGCGAGGAGCCUCUUGCAGACAUUGAAAAGAUUUUAGAUUCUCAAAUGCGGCCCUUGAAAGUUACGGAGAAGGAAGACGAGGAAGGCAAGAAGGAAGAAGAAGAAGAGCUGAUGAAGCAUUACCUUGUCAAGUGGAAGUCGAGGUCUUACCUUCACUGCUCUUGGAUACCGCUGAAUGAAAUGGAGAGAGCGUCAAGGAUGUAUCCUGGAUUGCGAAUGAAAAUGAACCAUUUCCACAAAACGUGCGAGGCCAUGAAAGAACUUGCAGACGAGGAUCAAGGUCCAAUUCGGGUGGAAUGGAUCACUGUUGAUAGGGUCAUAGACGAAAGGGAAACUGAAAACACCAAGGAGUAUCUUGUCAAGUGGAAAGAACUCGGGUACGACGAGGCAACCUGGGAAGUAAAGGAGGACAUUGCACAGUUUCAAUCUCAAAUUGACUAUUACGAGAAAAUUGCCAAGAGAGGACCAAGGAAAACUAAGAGGACAGCCGCUAGGCACCAGAAAACGUUCACUCAGUUUGAGACAACGCCUGAUUUUCUUUCAGACGGUGUUUUACAUCCCUACCAGCUAGAAGGCUUGAACUUCUUGCGUUUUGCAUGGCAACAAGAGAAGCAUGUUAUACUUGCGGACGAGAUGGGCCUCGGGAAAACGAUUCAAACCAUUGCUUUUCUGGCUUCUUUGAAACAGGAAGAAGUCACGGACCCCCAUCUUGUUGUAGCACCAUUAUCGACGUUGCGUAAUUGGGAACGGGAGUUUGCCACUUGGGCACCGGAUAUACACAUUGUUGUAUAUGCUGGAAAUGCCAAGGCACGGUCAGUUAUCAGAGAGUUUGAAUUCUUCUAUCCGAAGACCGAUAAAACAAAGAAGAAGUACUACUCAGAAAGAAAGCAUUCGAAGCAAGAUCGGAUCAAAUUCGAUGUUUUACUAACGUCGUAUGAGAUGAUAACUUUUGACGCAGCCAUUUUGAAAUCAAUCAAGUGGGAGUGCUUGAUUGUGGAUGAAGGUCACCGUUUGAAGAGCAAAGAGUCGAAGUUAUUCCAAACGCUGCAAAAUUACACGACAUAUCAUCGAGUUCUUUUAACUGGCACACCUUUGCAGAAUAAUCUGGACGAGCUUUUUACUUUGAUGCAUUUUCUCGACGCUAGCAAGUUUUCAAGCUUAGAAGAGUUUCAGCAAGAGUUUAGAGACAUUAACCAGGAAGAACAGGUGAGCAGGCUGCAUAAGAUGUUGGCCUCACAUUUGCUUCGAAGGGUCAAGAAAGAUGUACUGAAGCAGCUACCUCCUAAGAAGGAACUAAUGCUACGUGUUGAGCUGAGCUCGGUGCAGAAAGAGCUUUAUAAAGAAAUUCUAACUCGAAACUAUGAGGCACUGAGUAAGCGAGGAGGGCCUCAGGUGUCUCUGAAUAAUGUUGUUAUGGAGUUGCGAAAGCUGUGUGGACACCCAUACAUGGUGAUUGAACCUGAUUCCAAGAAUGAGGAAGAAGAGAACAGACAUAGAAUAGAGUCUUCGGGAAAACUUUCUCUAUUAGAUAAAAUGAUGGUGAAGCUAAAAGCAAGCGGGCACCGGGUUCUUCUUUACUCUCAGUUUCAACACAUGCUUGAUAUUCUUGAGGACUAUUUAACUCAUAAGAAUUGGAGCUACGAGCGCAUUGACGGGAACGUAACAGGGGCCGAAAGGCAGAUUCGCAUCGACAGGUUCAAUGCUCCCAAUUCGAAUCGAUUUUGUUUCCUUCUGUCAACCAGAGCUGGGGGCUUGGGAAUAAACCUGGCCACUGCAGACACGGUUGUCAUUUACGACAGCGACUGGAAUCCUCAUGCAGACCUACAAGCAAUGGCACGUGCUCAUCGUUUGGGACAAAAAAACAUGGUGAUGAUAUACAGGCUGGUUACAAGAGGUAGCAUCGAAGAGCGCAUGAUGCAAAUGACAAAAAAGAAGAUGGUAUUGGAGCACUUAGUAGUUGGCCGUAUGAAGACACAAGUCCUAAACCAGGAAGAACUUGAUGACAUUCUUAGGUACGGUGCCAAGAGUGUAUUUGGAGACGAGAACGAUGAUUCUGGAAAAUCUUGGCAAAUCCAUUAUGAUGAUUCUGCAAUUGACAGGCUACUUGAUCGCUCUGAUGUAGAGACUGGCCAUGAGAUGUCUACAGAUGAGGACGACAACGACUUGUUGAAAGCUUUCAAGGUUGCGAAUUUCGAGUACGUCAACCAUGGAAAAGGUCGGAAAGAAGAGGCAUUUAGAGAAUCGGAAGCAGACUACGAGGCGGAGCAUCUAAGCUCUACAGAAAGGUUGAAGUACUGGGAAAGCCUUUUAAAAGAGAGAUUCGAGAAGAAACACGUCCAAGAACAAGAAAUGGGGAAGGGAAAGCGUAGUCGGAAACAGGUUGUUCACGGUGAAGAUGACUUGGCGGGAAUGGAUUACAGUAGUUCAGAGAAUGACGACAACGAUGAACUUGACACGGAGUACAUACAGUCAGUGGAGGAAAAGACAAAGAAACAGAAAGGGGAGUCUACUGUACAUCCUGCGCCAUUGAUGGAAGGGGAUGGAAAGUCGUUAAAAGUUCUUGGAUUCCGCCGAAAGCACCGAGUUCGUUUUGUACAGAUUUUGAUGAGGUUUGGGCUUGGAGACUUCACCUGGAGCAGUUUCGUUCCUUAUUUUAAGCAAAAGCAGCUUCACGAGAUCAAAGAGUAUGGUACCCUCUUUUUGACGCACAUUGCAGAAGAUGUUACAGACUCAGACACCUUUGCUGAUGGAGUUCCGAAAGAAGGCCUUCGAAUUCAAGAUGUGCUGGUUCGAGUUGCUGUACUCCACCUUAUUACAAACAAGGUUAAACAGUAUACGCAGAAUCCGAAGGCAAGGCUGUUCUCUUACGCAGUCUAUGCUAAAUUCCCUGCUCUAAAGGGCACAACUGUCUGGACUGAGGAACACGAUAAAUAUCUACUGGACGCUAUUAUCAAGCAUGGCUAUGGUAAAUGGCUUGAAAUAGUUGAAGACGCGAGGCUACAGUCAGCUGUACGUGAAGAACUGAAGCUGCCACCGGUUGGUUCAUUCUCGAGUCCAAAAGCUCAGGAUACCGUGGUUAAUGGCCACGCGCCGGAAAAUGACAAUCAUUUAACCGACGCCGAAGCGUUCUUCAACAGGAGAAUUAUCGAGUUCGUGAAGAAACGAGUCGCACUUAUGGAAAAAGUACUCAACGCUGAAUAUCAUCUGGAUGACCAAGAUAUUCCGGCCAAUCGCAGCAACGGCGGCGUCGAGCCUGGCGAGGGACCAAAAACCUCCUACCAAAAGCCGCAACCUACAUUUGUUCCUUAUCCAACACCUUUGACUCCGGAAGAAGUCCUGGGAACGGCACUGGAUAACGAUCCUAAGCGGCUGAAAGUCCCAGCCUAUUACAACGAGUUGUGCUCGAUGAUCAGCGAGAACAGGCUCGACGCCUUCCAGACUUACGCGGGGAACAAAUCCGCCGGCAUCCGCCUGCGCAGGUGCAUUCGGCAGAUCGACGUGCUCUGCUCGGAAAUGCGACGAGGAUUGGGAGUGAAAGGCGAAGAGGCUAUGGUGGAUGGAGCUCACGACAGGGACGACGUCUCGGACAACGAGGGGAUUCACGUUGUCAUCGACGACUAGAAUCAAGGUUCUCGAGGCUGGAACCACGACUAGAAUCAAGGUCUUGCUCUUCGCUAUUCUCUUUCGAGGCUUAAAGUUCCUGUUUGUUCCAGGUGCUCGAGGCUGGAACCAAGAUUAAAAAUAGAAAUUUUCGUCCACGGUUUGCUUCCUUGCUCUCCAGUCUUGCGUUUUUAAUGCAUUGAGAGGGAUUUCUAUUUUGCA
Selaginella moellendorffii is the source of this 4320-nucleotide messenger RNA. Its product is annotated as CHD3-type chromatin-remodeling factor PICKLE. The record is from RefSeq and is a predicted model, not a curated record. The transcript is spliced from 32 exons. Gene Ontology annotation, cellular component: chromatin; nucleus. Bases 217 to 4119 code for a protein of 1300 amino acids. Lineage: Eukaryota; Viridiplantae; Streptophyta; Lycopodiopsida; Selaginellales; Selaginellaceae. Gene Ontology annotation, molecular function: DNA binding; ATP-dependent chromatin remodeler activity; histone binding. Gene Ontology annotation, biological process: chromatin remodeling; negative regulation of transcription by RNA polymerase II.